CCGUCUGUCCGCCGCACCUGGGAGCAGCAGGACACACCUGAGAGUGGAGAAAGUCCCUUCGCCUCCGCCGUCUGCGCCCACGGUGGAAUUCCAGAGCCUCAGAUUCCAGAUAAAGAGUCGUGACGCGGAACUAUCAAUUAUUAACCAGUGACAUACUUCUGUCAUGCGGAGCUGAGGCGCACCGCAGUCGGUCCAGGCCGCGUCAACUUCGUAGCUCCUGACUUUUGCCUGGCUCGCGGGGUGGAUCUGUUCCUCCGGGACCAUGUUGGGCGCCGAGAGCAGGCUGGAGAGCCGCCUGGCCAAGCUGGACUCCCUGCUGAGGAACCCGCAGUCCGCCUUAAACUUGGAGACGCUGCUGGACUCGGUGAACGCUCUGGCCCACGAUCUGAACUACCCUGCGCUGAGGAAGAACAAAAACGUUGACACUUUUCUCAAGCGAUAUGAGAAGGCGGUGAGCCAGCUGAGAGAGCUGCAGGUGAAGCUGGAGGACUUCGACAAGGUCAAGCUGAUCGGCAGAGGAGCGUAUGGAGAAGUUCAGCUGGUCCGUCACAAGGACUCGCAGAAGGUCUACGCCAUGAAGCAGCUCAGCAAGUACGAGAUGAUCAAGCGCUCCGACUCGGCUUUCUUCUGGGAGGAGAGGCACAUCAUGGCCUUCUCCAACAGUCCCUGGAUCGUACAGCUUUGCUCAGCGUUCCAAGAUGACCGCCACCUCUAUCUGGUGAUGGAGUUCAUGCCGGGGGGCGACGUGGUGACCCUCACCAUGAACUAUGACAUCCCUGAGAAGUGGGCUCGCUUCUACACCGCAGAGGUGGUUCUGGCGCUGGACGCCAUCCACUCCAUGGGCUUCAUCCACCGAGACGUCAAGCCCGACAACAUGCUGCUGGACCAGCACGGACACCUGAAGCUGGCCGACUUCGGCACCUGCAUGAAGAUGGACCCGAAGUCAGGCAUGGUGCACUGUGACACGGCAGUGGGAACGCCGGACUACAUCUCUCCAGAGGUGCUGCAGUCUCAGGGGGGUGACGGCUACUACGGGCGCGAGUGCGACUGGUGGUCGGUGGGGGUCUUUAUUUACGAGCUGCUGGUCGGUGAAACGCCGUUCUAUGCCGAAUCUUUGGUGGGAACUUAUGGGAAGAUCAUGAACCACAAGAACACGCUGGUCUUCCCCGAUGAUGUGGAGAUGUCCCGAGAUGCCAAGGACCUGAUCUGUGCUUUCCUUACCGACAGGGAAGUUCGUUUGGGUCGGACUGGAAUCGAGGAGAUCAAGCGUCAUCCAUUCUUCAAGAACGACCAGUGGACCUUCGACAACAUCAGAGACACCGUGGCUCCGGUCGUCCCAGAGCUGAACAGCGACAUCGACACCAGUAACUUCGACGACAUCGAGAAUGAGAAAGGCAACAUCGAGACCUUCCCUCCUCCGAAAGCCUUUGUGGGGAAUCAGCUUCCUUUUAUCGGCUUCACGUACUUCAAGGAUGACCAGCUGCUGAACGGAAGCAAAGGUUGCUCAGAAGAGGAUUCAGAAGAUCGAAAAAACAACUCUGAGGAAGAGAGCUGCUCCAAAGGCAAGCAGGAGCUUCAGAAACAGGUGGAUCAUUUGGAGGAACAGCUGGACCAUGAGAUGCAGGCCAAAGAUGAGCUGGAGCAGAAGUGCAAAAACGCCACCAACCGUUUAGAUAAGCUGGUCAAAGAGCUGGACAAGGAGAUGAACAGCAGACAACGGGUGGAGGCCUCCCUGAGGCAGAUGGAGAGGGAGCGUGCACUGUUGCAGCACCAGAGCACUGAGCACCAGCGCAAGGUGGAGUUGGAGAUGGACAGGAAGCGCAGCCUGGAAAACGAACUGAACAGCUUGAAAGAUCAACUGGAAGAUCUGAAGAGGAAAAACCAUAACUCCCAAAUAUCCAAUGAGAAGAACGUCCAACUUCAGAAACAACUGGACGAGGUGUCCACCGUGCUCCAGGCCGAGCAGGAGACGGCGGCGAGGUUCAAGAAGGUGCAAGCUGACCUCCAGAAACAAGUCCAGAACCUGGAGCUCAGCUUGAAGGAGAUGCAGGAGAAGUGCAGCCUGCUGGAGAACAGCAAGAUGGAGCUAGAGAAGCAGCUGAGGGCCAAGCAGGCUGACGUGGAGACCGAGAGGAGAGACAAGCACCUCGGCACGGAGAUCAUCUCUGAACUCCAAGGACACAUCUCUGGGCUUGAAGAAGAAAUGAAGGCAGUGAAGUCGUCUCUCUCUUCGGCGCAGAUGGAGAAGAAGCAGCUACAGGAGAAGCUGAAUGAUCUCAUCAAGGAGAAGAACAAUCAGGAGAUCGACCUGACCUUCAAGCUGAAGUCUCUCCAGCAGAGCCUGGAGCAGGAGGAGGCGGAACACAAGGCCACUAAAGCCAAGCUCGCUGACAAAAACAGCACCUACCAGUCCAUCGAGGAGGCCAAGUCUGAGGCUUUGAAAGAGAUGGAGUGUGUCCUGCAGGACGAGCGGAACCUGAAGCUGCAGGUGGAGGGGAAGCUGUUGCAGCUGGAGAAGGACCACUCCAUGCUGGACUGCGACUACAAGCAGGCUCAGCACAAGCUGAAGGAGCUGCAGGGCCAAAAAGACAAAGUGUCUGAAGAGGUGAAGAACCUCAGCCUGCGUCUGGAGCAGGAGUCCCACAAGCGGAGUCUGAGCCAGAGUGACCUGAAGAUGAAGAACCAGCAGCUGUCGGUGCUCUCCACCUCUGAGAAGCAACUUAAGCAGGAGCUGAACCUGCUGCUGGACACCAAGCAGGUUCUGGAGAAACAGAACCAGGAGCUGCGCAGGGAGAAGAAGGAGGCUGAUGACCAGAUCAGGGAAUUAAAGGACCUGCUGGAGGCAGAGCAGUAUUUCGUGACGCUGUACAAGACGAACAUCCGAGAGUUGACUGAAGAGCGUGAGGAGAAGAACAAGAAGUACAAAGAGGCACAGCGGCGUCUGGCGGAGUACCGGGAAGAGAGGGACUCUCUGGCAGAGCAGCUGGAGGAGAGUCUGACCAAGGCGGACUCGGUACAGUUGGCCCGCUCCAUCGCCGAGCAGCAGUACUCGGAUCUGGAGAAGGAGAAGAUCAUGAAAGAGCUGGAGAUCAAAGACAUGAUGGUCCGGCACAAACUGGAGCUGGGAGAUAAGGAGGCCACCAUCAGCUCGCUUGAAGAGUCCAAUCGCACUCUGACGGUCGAUGUAGCCAACUUGGCCAGUGAGAAAGAGGAACUCAACAACCAGCUGAAGGGGCUGCAGCAAGAGCUCCAGAAGUCCAGAGACGAGGAGGAGAAGAUGAACUCUCUCCGAAUCUCCUUUGAAAAGCAGGUGCACAACGAGCGGACGCUCAAAAUCCAGGCUGUCAACAAGCUGGCGGAGGUGAUGAACAGGAGGCCUAAGACGGUGAGGGGCGGCCACAGGGGGACUGACACGGAGGUGCACAGGAUCGAGAAGGACAACCGGAGGCUGCAGGAGGAGCUGAGGAAGGAGAGGGAGAAGCUGGACACCACCAUCAUCAAGUACCAGAAGGAGAUGAUGGACAUGCAAGCGCUCAUCGCGGAGGAGAACCAGGUCCGCCUGGAGCUGCAGAUGGCGCUGGACAGCAAAGACAGCGACAUCGAGCAGCUGCGCUGUCAGAUCACCUCCCUCAGCAUCCACUCGCUGGACUCCACCAGCAUCAGCAGCGGCAACGACCUGGACGUGAGCGAGGGCUACCCAGCAGAGGCCCGGCUGCAGGGGUGGAUCUCUCUUCCCACCAAGAACACCAAGCGCUUCGGCUGGGACAGAAAGUAUGUGGUGGUCAGCAGCAGGAAGAUCCUCUUCUACCACAGCGAGCAGGAUCGAGAGCAGGCCAACCCCUUCAUGACCUUGGACAUCGAUAAGUUGUUCCACGUCCGACCCGUCACUCAGACUGACGUGUACCGCGCCGACGCCCGAGAAAUCCCUCGCAUCUUCCAGAUCCUGUACGCCAACGAGGGCGAGAGCAAGCGCGACCAGGAGGUGGUGGUGGAGCCCACCCCGCACGGAGAGCGGCCCGCCUACAUCAGCCACAAGGGUCACGAGUUCAUCCUCACGCUCUAUCACUUCCCCUCCAGCUGCGAAGCCUGCACCCGUCCUCUGUGGCACGUCUUCAAACCGCCGCCGGCGCUCGAGUGCCGUCGCUGCCACACCAAGUGCCACAAAGAUCACCUGGAUCGGAAAGAAGAGGUCAUCGUGCCGUGCAGGGUGAACUACGACAUGUCCACCGCCAAGGAGCUGCUGCUGCUGACCAACAGUCGGGAGGAGCAGCAGCGUUGGGUCAGCCACCUCCUCAAACGAAUCCCUCGAAAGCACCCCACCAUGGGCAGCCCGCAGUCUGCGGCCCAUAGCCCUCCGCAGGAGUCAGCCAUGUCCUCGCCCAGGGCCUCCCCCAGACCCUCCCCCAAGGCCUCGCCGCGCCUGACCUCCCACCGUGGAGCCAUGAAGAUCAUCGCACCGACGGGCAAGCCAGGCAGUCGUCCCCUGCGCAUCAUCAUGCACUGACCUGUGACCUCUGACCUCACCAUUCUAACGUCUCUCUCUUGCUGGGAGGCUUUAACCCUGGCGGCGCCGACCCGAUCAAUACACACCGGUGGAUUCAUGGACCAGGAUCCAGUGCCUUGAUUUGUUCCUACGUGAGCUGGGAUGGACGCUCACUUGCGUCGUGUGUUUGUACAUAGAAGUGUUGUGAGACAGGUGCGCUGCACCAGUCUUCUCUUUAGGUCUAGUUUUAACCAAUGGUUUGUUGCCGAGGCGAGUUAAAUGUGAACAGACAACUCUGGAUGAUGACUCCAUUAAAUCUCUUCAUCUGAAGUGGUUGGCGUCUGAUUGUUCCUCACCACCCGGUUUCAGAUUUACUCCGUAUCUGAACUGACUGGGACCAGAGUGAAUGAGGGCACUUGUGUCUGAUUCAGUGCAGUCAUGGCUGCCAGAGAGGCUCGACCUGCCCAUGUGACACGGUCGAUUCAUCACCGCCUCAUCUUUUUAUUCAAUUUUCAACACAAAUUGACCUUCUUUUUUUGACCUUCUGCUUGAAUAAUGGUCCUCUUUUUAACAUGCUUGUGUCAGCAAUUUCAUUCAGCUGACAUAAACGUGACAAAUUACGAAGCUGGUCAAUAACAAAUAUGAAAAAGGUCUUUGUUAAUGGUCCUUAGAGGCCAGUAUCUCCCUUCAAUUUAUUUAAUUGUUUAUGUGAAAUAUAUGAAAUAUUUUUUUUGAUAUUUAUUUAAUACAUUUUAAAUUAUUAUAUAAAUCAUCUUGGACAGAAAUAAUAGUUAAAAUAAAAAAUAAAGAAGAUGAGCUAUUACUGUAACGAUUGAAUCAAAAGAAGGUUGGAUUAUUGGAUUAUGUUUUUAUUUAUUUAUUUUCUGUCAUGAAAUGGAUCAAUUCUUGAUGAUUUAUUGUUUAUUUUCCAUUAAUGAUUAUUUUCUUGUACAUUUAAUCAAAUUUCAGGAUCAAAAUUGAAGAUCAAUCCAAACAAUAAUAAUACUUCGAUGAGCUAUGAUAAUGAUAUGACAGAAAACAUUCAGCGUGAUUCAACAUUUUUGUUGCACAUAUUUUUCAAUGUAGGGUUGCUAUCCCUUCCGUCUAAAAUGUCAUUUUAGUAGACAAGAAUAGAGAGGUGACUCUAUGUGUACCAACAUAAACAAAGUGUUUACCUGUGACAUAUUUUUUACAUUUGUGUUGCAUCACGUUUGUUUUUAUGUUAUCAUUUUCUCGUUCAUUUCAGAUUAGCUUAAUUUCAUUUUAAUGUGGAUUCUAUAAGCUCUGUUGCAGUGAAGCUCGCACCACGGCAGUCAACACACCCAUUGUUUUUAAAAUCCAUUAUUAUUGAUUCAAAACUUCUCGCUCCACUGAUGAUUCACCAAAGCCUCUUUGCGUCCAAGAUUCCCAAAUUCCGAGUGAUGUAACGGCAUCAAAAGCAGCUGAUCCAUUAUGGAAGCAGAGUUCUGUGAGUUCUUUGACGGAGCAGUGAAGUAGUGGGGGUCCCGAGGAAAAGGGGGCUCUCGUGGGGACUGAAGUUUUACGCCCUCGUGUCCUGAAGCUUCCCGGAAGAUGAAUAAUGAAUGUGGCAGCAGCGUGAGCCUGUUAGCAGGAGUGAGUUCAGACAAAGACAAUUGCAAAAACUCCAAACAUUGAUGAGCAUUAUUCCUUAUUCUGGGUCCCCGGGAGUGGUGUGAGGGAGGAUCCAGUCCCGACCUUGGACACACGGUAGCAUGGCAAAUGUUGAUCUGCUUUCAAAGGGACCAACUUGAGACACGUGUGAACGGACCUGCUCAUCCUGACCGUCUUCCUUGUCCUCUGCAGACGCUCAGAUCCUGGUCCUCUCCCUGUCACUGGGCCUCCUUCCAGGAUCCUCCAUUUUAGCAUGUUGCCAUUUGUUAACUUCACUUCACUGACCCUCACUUCACACUUCACAUGAUUCAUCUUGCUAGUGAUGCUAAUUGCUAGCUUGCCACCCUUUUUCUCUUUCACACUGAAAAGUGACUGUUGACGUCAUCAAACAUUUGAAUUCAAAUGCCUGUUAAUUUCACUUAAAAAAUGUGAUGAAAUAAAAUUAUUAGCGCAGUCAGCGAAAAAUGUACAGCUGCUUUCGACUUGGAGUAAAAGCUAAUUUUGUUUUGUUUUUGUGUUUCCAUUUAUCUUUUCGUUCUGGUAGUAAAACAUGGUGGUCUUGUGAGAACCUUGUUGCCCAGUGUGUUUGAU
Messenger RNA from Synchiropus splendidus (mandarinfish), 6706 nucleotides. Its product is annotated as rho-associated protein kinase 2-like. Lineage: Eukaryota; Metazoa; Chordata; Actinopteri; Syngnathiformes; Callionymidae. Gene Ontology annotation, biological process: Rho protein signal transduction; mitotic cytokinesis; actomyosin structure organization. The transcript has 33 exons. Gene Ontology annotation, molecular function: small GTPase binding; Rho-dependent protein serine/threonine kinase activity; ATP binding. Bases 263 to 4504 code for a protein of 1413 amino acids. The record is from RefSeq and is a predicted model, not a curated record. Gene Ontology annotation, cellular component: centrosome; cytoplasm; cytoskeleton.